UUUCUCCGAAUGGGAAAUAUAUGUAUAGUAGCAAUACACUAAUAAAAAUUGUAGAUAAAUAAUGUUGCUUCAGGUGUAAAAUUAUACAACCAAAAUGAAUAACACAGUCGGUACUAAACGCAAUGCACGAACAAAAAAGACACUUCCCCGGACCCGGUCAAAUUUAACCACCCUGUUAAUUUAUGUUGUCAGUUCUGGCUUCUUCUUCUUGAGCAGCAUUACCAACAACAAUAUUAAUUUGAGUUGGACCGAUGCAAUCUUUACGUUAAUAAGUGUACUUAUACCCUUACUGUGUCUGAUCGAACUGGGUUUUCGAAUCUUAUAUGCUGCAGAAGAGAAACAACAUUUGAUCACACGUUAUGAAAACAAUUACAGAACUCUCUUAAAAGAUGUCUUUUAUUUCUCUUUCAGCAUUACUUUAGUAGCGGUAAUGGCGUUCUUUACACAUAUUAUUAUGUACAUAAGGUUUGAACAAUCUUCAUUUAUUCUUUGGUAUAAUAUGGGACCUUUUUCAUUGAUGUUGUCAAUAAUAAGUGCCUUUUUACUGCAACGGAAUCUUGACUUGAAAUGUGGCCCUCUGUAUGAUUCCUUGUGGAUAGGAAACUCAAAUGGAUUAGAUUAUGGUUCAGGUAUGGCCCAUUCGUUCUUCCAUGGGUAUUUAAGACUAAUAAUUCCAAAGACUGGUACUAGUGAAAAAAAUUUAGAAGAAUUAAUGAAGGAUUAUGAAGAUGAACACCAUGUAAAACUAGAGUUUUACAAACUGUUCAUUUUAAUACCAAAGUCGUUGUAUUGUCCAACUAGUCUGAAAAAUGAUGAUAUUUCACCUAGUAUUGAGGAGAGUUCAUCUUUGCGUCCCAAAGAGAUGACAGUGGCUGGAGUACAAAACAGAGUUUAUAAAAACUCAGUCUACAAAAUCCGAUUAGACAAGGAUAAAAAGGUUUAUGUUAGUGCAGAAUAUGCAACUCCACUGAAAACAUUCAAAGAUGUUGUUUCGUACAACGGAGAGCAUUCAAAACAUUACAAGAAACAUAAAAAUGACAUUGUGCUGCAGUUUUACUUGACUUUACAGAAGGUGUUGAAAGAACACGAAAACUGUACAAACUUUUGUGAACUGAUUUUUUAUGACGACAAAGACGAGAAUGGAAAGUAUAAGGAUGUCGGACAAAUCCUUUUGCAGCGAAUUAAAAAACUGCGCAAACUGAACAGCAAUCCGUAGUAGGUCCUGUCAAAUGAAAAUUGCAGUAAAUUCAGGCUGUGCCAUGUUUCAUAGUUUAGUCUGAGUAACACGAAUUACGUUACAAUUGUCCGAUUUUGUGUUAAAGAGGUUACGUAGUGACAUGAAUUUUUUGUGAUUUUUAUCUCUUUAUUAAUUUUGUUGUAUUUUAAGAUUUUUAUAUAUUCUAUGCUUUCAAUUUUGGAAAUUAUUUGUGCUUUAUUUGUUAUAUUUUUACAUUACAAUUUUAGGAACAAUAAUUUUACUAUUUUAUUUACAAAAGUAAGAUGCUCGUGUCAGUGCAACCAUGAUAAUGUGAAUUCAUAUUUUCGUAAUAUUGUGUAAUAGCAAUGAUUACUUUUUAUAAAGUAAAUUUUCAAAAUAAAUGUAUUUUUUCAUUACUUCAA
Molecule: messenger RNA, 1620 nt
Organism: Zophobas morio
Lineage: Eukaryota; Metazoa; Arthropoda; Insecta; Coleoptera; Tenebrionidae
Gene: Sting
Product: stimulator of interferon genes protein homolog
Exons: 8
Coding region: 95-1216 (373 amino acids)
Biological process (GO): autophagosome assembly; innate immune response; positive regulation of type I interferon production
Cellular component (GO): endoplasmic reticulum membrane; autophagosome
Molecular function (GO): cyclic-di-GMP binding; 2',3'-cyclic GMP-AMP binding
Source: RefSeq, a predicted model, not a curated record